AUGGACGACCCCCACCAGACGCUUGAGGACUGCAUGCAGGCCGAGUCGUUCAUGCAUAAGCAUGGCAUGCUCCCCGAGCCUGGCACCGACGCUUACGGCUCGGGCGUGUACGCGUGCAAGUCCUGCCUUUCGACCAAGUCGCGUUGCCUUGUUCCGGCCCUUGCUCAUAUUGGGCAUAAGCGCUUCCGCACGCACGCUUGCCUUCGUUGCGAUGGGUGCGGGUGCAGUCUCGAGGGCCUGGUCAUGAGCGAGACGUCCACUGGUGGACUUUACCUCGAGCAGCCAGAGGACAUGGGAACGACCAUGAAGCAGGUCGGCGGACACGUGUCCGUGCGCACCACUACCACCACGACGUCUGCUUCAGGUCACACCUCCACGUCUGCCUCGGCCCACACUCACGACGGUGAGAAGCUCGGUGGCAGCCUCCGCCGUCCGCGGAAGCUUGUCCGCUCCUGCGGCGCGACUCCAGGCAUCCGCUCCAAGUCGCCGAGCCAGACGUCACGUGCUGGCUCGCCACCUAUUCAGCUGCCUACGCCGCGCAACUCGUCGCCAAGCCACACGGGCUCGAGCGAGGGUGCCGUCUCGGCGCUUGUGAACUCGUCGCCACCCAGCACCAGCACGGCGCUGCAGUUCAAUGGUGACGUCGUCCUGGCCACUGCCCUUGCGCCUGCUCUGAGUGUCGGUGAUGGCCUCGUCACCACGUUCAUGUCCAAGCACGAGACCAAGCACGUGACGAAUACCGACCUCAGUCCGCCACCGGCUCCACCCACAGCUCUGGCCUCGUUCGCCACGAGUAUCCACAUUGCCAAGCGCCGCCGCGUUUCAUCGCUCGCCCUCGGUCCAAACCUGAGCACCGUCUCGCGCGGAUACAACUCGGAGGAGUACACUGAAGCUGUCAACACCGCUCGCGCCGAGAUGCGUUCUGCCGAGGCCGUUCUCGAGGCCUCUGUGGCCCAUCUCGCGAACGCGCAGUACAUCUCGAGAGUGGCGAUCGAGGCUUCGGAUCGCAACGAGGCCGAAGUUGAGCGCAUUGAGGCGGAGCGGCAGGAUGCCAUCGCUCGCACGGCCGCUUGCGACGUUGCCCUCGUGACGCUCCGCGCUGACGGCGCGAUCAAGAAGCUUGCGCGCGAGGAGGCCGCGGCUGUUGUCAUCACGAGCCAGGAGAACGUCACCGUCGUCGAGGCCCAGGUGGAGGAGCGCCGCGAGGCUUACCGCCGCGUUGUGCACGGCUUUAGCUUUAUCGUCGAGUAG
This is a messenger RNA of Cutaneotrichosporon cavernicola, 1251 nucleotides long. RefSeq lists its product as uncharacterized. The coding region runs from base 1 to 1251 and encodes 416 amino acids. Lineage: Eukaryota; Fungi; Basidiomycota; Tremellomycetes; Trichosporonales; Trichosporonaceae. The transcript has 3 exons. The record is from RefSeq and is a predicted model, not a curated record.